UUCCAACUUACAUAUUAUUGACUGUUUUUUUUCUGCAUUCACUGAGAACACAGAUACAGUACUAUGAAAAUAGAGCAUACACCAGAUAUGCUGUUAAUUACAUAUUGUAGUUAAUUCCAAAGUGUAAAUUGCAAAGAUCUGAACAAUCCGAAAAACAUCCCAGGGAUCUCUUUUUAUGUGCAUCUCGCAUUUGAGACUCAUAAAAAUUAGCAGGGAUGCAUGAAGCAUAUGGACUCGUGGAUUAAGACCUGCAAUGAGUGUGUGUUUUAGUGAAGAACUUCCACACCGAGCGAAUCAGUAGUAUGAAUCCUUGGUGCCAGCCAACCAGGAAGAAUGCGAUGGCUUGUUGUUCCACAGAAUGGAUACAGGAGAUAAAAUUUAAUUGUUGUGUUAUCCACUGCACCACCCACGACACAGAAAGCUGCUGGCAGAACAGUGUUGGCUCCAUAGAAGCACACAAGUGGGAAAAAGGAAACGUUCAUUGUUUAUGACAUUCUCUAGCCUGUGAGCUAACAAGCUAGCCCACUAAGGGCUGUAGCUAAAAACUGGUGAAACAGCAGCCGGUUGUUGGUGUGUAAUUGCAUCGGAGACACUGGGGAUGGUGGAGGAGAUGCCAGGAUAGGUGGACGAAUCCUCUUCAUCUGACAACAGUGAUGUUGAAAAAAAAUCCCCAAACACCGUGUGGCUGGCCCAGAACUGAUAAAGAGUCCUUAGAAUUUACCCAAUUUCAACAUGUACGCCAGUUGCACAUGAUUCAAAUGUGUUAAAAUGACAAUUUACCUGGUCUCCAUCAAAAAAGCACAUUUUAAGAAUGUGCAGCCAAUGUACAUGUUCAAAUUAAGUAAAUUCAAAGGACUCAUUUAUCCAUCCAUCCAUUUUCUUCGCCGCUUAUCCUCACGACAGUUGCGAGGAGAGCUGGACCCUAUCCCUGCUCUCAACGGGCAGGAGGCGGAGUACACCCUGAACUGGUUGCCAGCCAAUCACAGGGCACAUUCAGACAAAUAGCUUCACUCACAAUCACACCAAGGGGCAAUUUAGAGUGUCCAAUUAAUGUUGCAUGUUUUUGGGAUGUGGGAGGAAACCGGAGUGCCCGGAGAAAACCCACACAGACACGGGGAGAACAUGCAAACUCCACACAGGCAGGGCCGGGAUUGUAUUAAAAUAACACAAUGAGUAAUCAAACCGGUCAAAGUUUUUGAUUAUCCUCUUUGGUAUGCUAAUGUGCUUCCAUUUGAAUUCAAUAGAUUUAUUACAAAUACCAUACACACAUUAGGAAGUGAAGAAAUGGCUGCAAGCAGGUUGGAACAGUUGGCAGAAGGUGUCUGGUGUGUUAUGUGACAGAAGAGUUCCUGAUAGGAUGAAGGGCAAAACAGUGUUGAGGCCAGCCAUGAUGUACGGAUUAGAGACGGUGGCACUGAAGAAACAACAAGAAGCAGAAGUGGAGGUGGCAGAAAUUAAGGUGCUGAGGUUCUCGCUUGGAGUGAACAGGUUGGAUAGGAUUAGAAAUGAUCUUAUUAGAGGGAGAGCCAAAGUUGGAUGUUUUGGAGACAAGGUUCGAGAGAGCAGACUUUGAUGGUUUGGGCAUGUUCAGAGGCGAGAGAGUGAGUAUAUUGGUAGAAAGAUGGUGAGGAUGGAGCUGCCAGGCAAAAGAGCGGGAGGAAGACCAAAGAAAUGGUUGAUGGAUGCUGUGAGGGAAGACAUGAGGACUGUGGGUGUUUGAGAGGAAGAUGCACGAGAUAGGCUUAGAUGGAAAAGGAUGACACGCUGUGCCGACCCCUAACAGGACAAGCCGAAAGAAAAAGAAGUCCCUAUAUACAUUUAGGCAUGAAACUUUAUCUCAUAGGGCUGAUUGUAGCUUACUGUAUGAACACAUUUGUUCUGAGUGAUAUAAUAUGGUAUUUACCUUGUGGCGUUAUCAGAGUCAGCCACAUGUGCUUCCAACACUGAGAGAGCAGUGUCACCCAUGAUAGUAGCAACUCUCUCCUCGAAUGGGGUGAGGCCCUCUGCCUGUUUUGGCCACACUUUAGCAGUGGGCAGCUGUCCUUUUUCACAUUCACCUUAAUGGAUGACCAUUUCUUUUUUAGUUCAGCGGGUGUGCGUAAGUAGUGACAGCCGCACACACCCUGUCCCAUUUGCUCCUCUUUCGGAUGGCACGCCGGAGGACAGCGUGUCAAGGAGGAUUUUCUUGCACACAUCCAUUUCAUUGAGUAACUUCGCACUUCCCCCAUUUUUUUUCUUCAUGACUUGGCAUAUUUUCCUUUUUUUCUGAUAAUGCAGGGAUCUGGAUCUCAGGUGCACGGUUCAUUUAAAUGUGAUUUUGCAUAUUUAAAUGGGGGUGGAUAGGCAGGGGUCCGCUAUCCCAACAUGUGGACUAAAUUCUAUGUUUAUUGGGAUCUACAGAGGAAAUGUAGACUGGAUAAUUGGACCUAGAUAGCACUGAAAGUAUUGUAUAAAUUGUAGAAAUAAAAAUCUGCCAUCUUGUGGGAUCAAGACGGGGAGCUGCACAGAAUGGAAAACAACUCCUUGGAUUGCAAACCACAAGUAAAUUUCAAAUCUGUGCCUCCAUGUCCUAAGUGGAGAAUUCUUAAAUUCACAUUGGUCAGGAAAGUCCAUAUUCUUGCCUACAAACAUUUCUAGUGAGACAAUUUCAAGAACAAAUGUAAAUUUCAGUUUAAAUUUUGCAUUCCUUGUAUCAAACACCAGGGGACACUAAUAUUACAAAUAUCACAUCAAAAGGAGGCCAAGGACAUGAAUAAGCACAUACAAUUAUGCCAAGUAGAUGAGUAGAUUUUACAAUAAAACAUCUUACAGCACAGCAACAAACAAAAAUGUCAGAAAAAGUAGAUACAUCAAUUAUUGUAUAUACUUACUGCUUUCUCAUAGAAUAUACAUUAAUUUGUUCUGUCUGUCACUAUGCCUCACUAGCCUAAAUAGAGGAAGAAAGAUACAUUCCUCCAACCAAUCCAUUUUCUUAGACGCUUAUCCUCACAAGGUUCACAGGAGUGAUACAUUAUUGGUUGUAAAUGUAUUUUUUUGAUUAAUUGACCCCUCCAUACAGGGCACUUAACCACGCCUCCUGAAGUGACGUCACGCCACGUGCGCUGACGUAAGACAAACAGUAAAAAUGGCAAAUACAAUACAAUACAUUCUGAACUGAGACAGACUCCAUGCUUCUGAUUUCAUUCAAAUCAACGAUAUAUUAUAGAUUCUAAAUUCAAUACAUUCUUAACUGAGAGAGACGCCAUGCUUCUGAUUUCAUUCAAUCAUUCACACGUAGCAAUGUUAUGCUAGGGGAGAACGUCUCAUUCAUUUAUACGAGACGUGAAUUAAAAAUCAAAUUUAGGGCAUAUCUUCUUGCAAACACAGUCUGGUUAAGCUUCGGCCGCGAGCCAGCAAGAAAGCGACACGUUUGUGCAGUCCGAUCGUCGCUAAAUAUCGCUCAACAAAGAAUAUGUGUGUCAAUCGUUCACACGUAGCGGUGUUAUGCUAGCGGAGAACGUCUCAUUCAUUUAUACGAGACGUGUAUUAAAAAUCUAAUUUAGGGCAUAUCUUUGUGCAAACAAAGUCUGGUUAAGCUUCGGCCGCGAGCCAGCAACAAAUCAAUAUGUUUGUGCAGUCCGAUCAUCGAUAAAUAUCGCUCAACAAAGAAUAAGUGUGUCAAUCGUUCACACGUAGCGGUGUUAUGCUAGCGGAGAACGUCUCAUUCAUUUAUACGAGAUGUGUAUUAAAAAUCAAAUUUAGGGCAUAUCUUCGUGCAAACACAGUCUGGUUAACUUUCGUCCGUGAGCCAGCAAGAAAGCGACACGUUUGUGCAGUCCGAUCAUCGCUCAACAAAGAAUAAGUGUGUCAAUCGUUCACACGUAGCGGUGUUAUGCUAGCGGAGAACGUCUCAUUCAUUUAUACGAGACGUGUAUUAAAAAUCAAAUUUAGGGCAUAUCUUCGUGCAAACACAGUCUGGUUAAGCUUCGGACACGAGCCAGCAAGAAAUCAAUACGUUUGUGCAGUCCGAUCAUCGCUAAAUAUCGCUCAACAAAGAAUUAGUGUGUCAAUCGUUCACACGCAGCAGUGUUAUGCUAGAGACAUGUAUUGAAAAUCAAAUAUAGGGCAUACCUUCGCGCAACCAUAUGUGUUCCAGUUGAUAUUAGAGGGAUUUAGUUGAUGAUGGGGUCUUCCACAAAGUUUGAUCCAUCGAAGACAUUUUUCGUACUGGGUCUUCGGUUUUGGAAAGGGUACGAAUCGAACUCCACCAACUAGCCUGUCGUCACUAUUACAAAGUCAGUGACUACACCUCUUAACCAUAUUUUUUGUGAAAUAACCCAAAUGCGUGAUAAAACGCUAACUAAACCUAUACUGGACCAUGCAAUGUUGUCUGAGAAAAUGGCGGGAGCAAAAACGGGCUUUGGUUUAUGCAGAUCUCUGGCCUCUGAUUGGUCAGUGGCGCAGAUUGCGCAAAAUCCACGGAGGGGUCAAUUAAGGAAACAAGUAUAUACAAUCAUUGAACAGGUCAUUUUUGUGAUCGGAUCGGUGAUCGGUUAUCGUAUAUUUUAAGAUCGGUUAUUGGCUCCAAAAAUCCUGAUCGUGUAAAGCAGGGGUGCCCACACUUUUUUACCCCAAGAUCUACUUUUCAAGCAGCCAGGCUCUUGUAAGCUACCGAUGAAGGGGGGGAAGAUGAUGAUGCUCCCAAACCGUUUUAAGGUUCAUGUUAUCUUGCCGCCUAUAUUUAAAAUACAGAAUUAGCUUUUUGUGCACUGUAUUGUCUGUGCUUUCAUCCUGGAUCAGGCUGUGCCAAGGUGGAAUUUGAAAAUUACACACCAUCUCAUCAUACACUUCUACUUUGGCUUGAGACCAGACCUUUUCCACUCGGAAAAGAGAAAAUCUCGUCCAGUUUAACCACUUUUUCUUCGAUUAUUCACAUACUACGACAGUCAUUACAUCUUAAAACAACAGCAUUUCUUUUUUUAACUUUCUCCAUUAAUAUCGAAAGUAAACAUAAGCAGCAUGUGUAGCUAAUCUUUGCUGUAUGUUGCCCAGACUGUGUUGCGAACUAAAGCAGCGGUGGUGGACGCUGUCUUUAUAAAACACAUUGAUGGGCUGCGUAAGUACUGUAACAUUUGUAAUUAUGAGUGUACGUCUUUAAGAGCGGGAAGGUGGGGUAAGGUAAACAAGGAAAAAGAGAUUAUGGCGGGGCAGCAGUCGUUGUUAGAGAAAGUUUAUUUGUGUGCUGCCUAAAAGAAACCCGUGGCUUCUCAUUUUUUUACAGUACGUAUGUCACUCGUGUCAUUGGAUGAAGCAACCAGUCAUCCCUCACUCAUUGAAUCACAUUGCAAAAUGCCUUAAACGGAAUAGCUGUAUGUUAUACUUUCAAUUUGCAUUGGAUUUUUUUUUUUGCGUACGAAACGCAGAAUAUCUGCAAAGAGACUGCAUCAGCAGUGCACAAUUGCACACGCGCACAGUUUAGAAGGGAACAUUGGCUGACGUCUUUUUUUUUGUUUUUGGGCACGCCGUCCCGCGAUCAACCAAGACUGCCAGGCGAUCGACUGGUCGAUGCAUUAAGCAGCCCUGGUGUAAAGCCUACUAGUUUCGUCCCAGAUCCCAAAAACAUGCGUGUGGAAGAAAACUAGAGUACCUGGAGAAAACCCACACUGGCACGAGGCAAACAUCCAAACUCCGUAACUGCUAGUCAGGAUUUUAACCUGGGUCCUCAAAAGUGUGAGGCAGAUGUUUAAACCAUUCAGAAAGCCUACUGUGGCCUCUGCAGUGAAAGGAUAUGGGGGCUUGGCGGGCAAGGCUACAAGUGUAUCAAGUGCAAGCUGCUGGUCCAUAAGCGCUGUCACAGACUCAUCCCCCAGACCUGCCAAAGGCUUAUGGAUCCAGCCAUGCCAUCACAGGAGCCCCCUUCAGAUGUAAAGAGUGAAGAAGUGGACCUUCCACUAGAUGAUGAAGAAGAUCGAGAUGGAAGACCGUAUUUACCACACAACUGUACAGUGGACAAAAUAGAAGGCACAGAUGUGGAGGACAUCAAAUCUGUGGUGGAUGGAAUCGAUGGUAUCAAGCUGUCCCAAGGCUUUGUUCUGGGGUUAGCAGACUUCGACCUGAUCCGAGUUAUUGGUCGCGGCAGUUAUGCUAAGGUGCUGCUGGUCCGUUUAAAGAAGAACGACCAGGUUUAUGCCAUGAAGGUGGUGAAGAAGGAGCUGGUUCAUGAUGAUGAGGAUAUUGACUGGGUGCAGACAGAGAAGCAUGUGUUUGAGCAAGCCUCCACAAAUCCGUUCUUAGUGGGCCUCCACUCCUGUUUCCAGACGGAUAGUCGGUUAUUUCUUGUGAUUGAAUAUGUGAAUGGUGGGGACUUGAUGUUUCAUAUGCAACGGCAAAGAAAGCUCCCUGAAGAGCAUGCACGAUUUUAUGCUUCUGAAAUCUGCAUUGCUCUUAACUUCCUGCAUGAGAAAGGGAUCAUCUACCGAGACCUUAAGCUGGACAAUGUUCUUUUAGACCAUGAUGGACACAUCAAGCUCACAGACUAUGGCAUGUGUAAGGAGGGGAUCAGACCAGGUGACACAACCAGUACUUUCUGUGGAACACCCAACUACAUUGCACCAGAAAUCCUCAGAGGAGAAGACUAUGGCUUCAGUGUAGACUGGUGGGCUCUAGGCGUGCUAAUGUUUGAAAUGAUGGCUGGGAGGUCCCCGUUUGACAUCAUCACCGACAAUCCUGACAUGAACACCGAGGAGUACCUCUUUCAAGUUAUUCUUGAGAAGCCCAUUCGCAUCCCAAGGUCUCUGUCAGUGAAAGCUGCCGGCGUGCUCAAAGGUUUUCUGAACAAGGAUCCCAAGGAGCGGCUGGGUUGCCAGGUCCAGACAGGCUUCACGGAUAUCAAGUCCCACACAUUUUUCCGAAGUAUAGACUGGGAGCAGCUGGAGAAGAAGGAGAUGACGCCACCCUUCAAACCUCAAACCUCAGACGACUAUGGCCUUGAAAACUUUGACACGCAAUUUACUAAUGAGCCCGUGCAGCUCACACCGGAUGAUGAGAGCGUCAUCAAGAGAAUAGACCAGUCGGAGUUUGAGGGAUUUGAAUACAUCAACCCCCUGCUGCUGUCCACCGAGGAGUCUGUAUGAAAGGAGACCAGGUGGAUCCUACCCUCUCGGCUCCUCCUGCAGUUUUUCCAAGCCGCAAGACAUCUCGAGGACUACGGGACCAACGCUACUCUCGGGACCUCCUCAGCUAAGCAAACACUGAUACAGGAAAUGUUCCUUCCUGCACUACUGGGAUAGCAGAUUCCCGACUCUCUUGGUAUCUGAAAGAACAAUUCACUUGAAGGACAUUCCCUCUGGAUAUUUUUCUUUUUCUUCUUUGUUCCUUCCGUUUGAUUCCUCUAAAGCCACAGAAUGUCCGUUGCGGCGUCCAGUUUUCGGAGAGCUGACACCUUUUAUUCCAUCGCACAUGUCUGGAUGCGCCACAGCUUCUGUGAAGGACUUGAACAUUUUACAUACACUUUCCGGGCAAUUUGUUGAUGUUUUUUUUUUGUUGUUGUUGUUUUGUUUUUAAAUCUCAAUAGGCGGGAGGGUCGGGGAGUGGGGCUCAUUUAAAAUAAGAAUGUAUAAUGAUGAAUGAAAGUUUAAGUUAUUGUGUACGAUCAAUCCAAAUUUGAUGAUGCCUUUUUCAUUGAUGCAAGUGGCCCUUUUUCCUCCUUGACAACAAAAUACUAUUUCUUCAGUUUAGCUUUUUUUAAAUUUUUGUUGAAAAAGUGCCUCACAGAAUCAAACAAAUUCCCCCCCAACCCCCCGUCUCUGAUUGGACUUUUCUCCCUGUCAAAACUAGUUUGUGCCCACCCGCCCAAAAUAGAACCGAAUACAAUAGCGCGUACCGUGCCAGGUGCUUUUUGGAGCGCGGCAGACUGAGGGAAUUGUUUUGCUUUUCAAUGAAUGAAUUCCAAAGCACAGGAGCAGCGUUGCCAAACCCGACGUCGGAAAUGUCUUCAAAACUGGAGCCGCCCGCCGGUAGGUUGCUUGGUUUGCACAUUUCAUCGCAGGGUUAGGCGAGCGUGAGAAUCCGAGCGACGGGAUUUUGCCAAGGCCGCGUCGUUCACGCCGGCGGCGCUCGACUGCUGUCGGCCGGCGGUCCGUUCACAAAACGUUAACCUGCUUUACAGAAAUGAAGAAGAUAAAGAAAAUGUAUUCUUUAAAAAAUGAAACAUGUUUUACAUUUGUUUUCAUGUAUUCUACACAAUACAUGAUUGUAAAAUAUACAUACAGGGAGUCCUCGGGUUAAGACGGUCUCGACCUAAGACGUUUCGACUUUACAAUGCCCGUCCGCCAUUUUGUCUGGCUAAUGCUUGUCCGUGUUUGUGCGCCGGGAGUAUCUUCGCAUUUUCCUCCCUCCUUUUUGGACUUGAUCACCCCAAAGAAGAAAGCUGUGUCUUUCAGCAAAGCUUCUGCAGCCAAAAGAAAAUCCAUGACCGUGGAAUUGAGGCUCAAGGUCAUAAAAAGAUUGGAGAAAGGAGAGACGCCAACACCACCAAGGCGUCAGUCGGUCGACCGGAGUGACAAUUAUUUAAGACAAAGCCCGUAUUUUAGCGCACGUGAAGGCUUCCGGUCCUGUGUCAGAUACAAUGAUCACAAAACACGGUUCCUUGGUACUUGUCGAGAUGGAGAGGGUUGAGGACCAAGUUCCCUCGCAAUAGCUAAUUAGGCACAGCCUCCCCUUCUUCUUCUCCAUCCACUUCUCAGUAGUAAGGCUAAGUACAUCUCGUUUAUUUCCAUGUAUUUAUUUUUAUACAAAGUAUUUUGACGUAAAUUCUGACUUUAAUGGUGGAAGUCAAGUCGAAAUUCGCGUUAAAGUCGCUACUGUAGGAACGGAUCUCAGUCGUAGACCGAGGACUCCCCGUGGUUAUGUAUUGUAACAUAACAGGGUCACCCUUGUAAUCAUCGCUGAGGAUUUCUGGGUUAAACAAUUUUAAAUAAAAUGACAACAAGUUCAAAGGGCAAUUAAGAGCACACUAAGAAUGUGAACAUGGCAUUUAUAAACAAACCGAGCGUGCCGCGGGAUCACAUUUCUGUAUGCCGCUGGGCAAACUGGUUGAUUCCCCACUAUUCGGCACCGUCGUAAACCGAGGACACCGUCAUUUUUUAUUUUUAUUGGCUCUCCGCGACCCACUCAAACACCCAAAUUCAAUCUGCGACCCAUAUUUGGGUACCGACCAGCACUGACAUUCUGGCGAACUAUCAUUUAAAGUCAGCAAAGGCCUGGCUGUGGAAUGUCUCAACUACAAGAUUAUCUUGUUGUCUGAGGGGUGUUCAGAGUGAUUUUUUUCCUGCUGGUAAACGGUUGGGGCCGGCAGUCAUAAAUGUUACACUCGUUCAAUAUUACCCAUCUCAAAUCCUCGUGUGCGCUCAACACCGAAGUCGGGCUGAGCCACCGGGCUGGAUCUGAUCGGUCAGUAUUGGUGCUACGCCAGACGCCGGAUUUGGGGGAGGAAACGUUCAACGGUUGACUGAGCUAUCGUCAUGUGUGAUGUGCGCCGUGGUGUAUUGGUCAUCUCAAGUACGCCGCACGAUAUCAGCGCAGAAACUGUACACUUGCCAAUUUGGUGUUGUCAUGUUAGAGUUGCAGAGGGGGUUAUGUUCAAAAUUCACGCGUUUCCCACUUAAGUGCCCUCCAUUUAUCGAACAUCACGUCGAAAACAUUCAGCAGCACAAAUAUGCAAAGAUCGUUUGUGUGUACAAGAGUAUUGUUUAGUAACAAUGUUUCGAAUAUUCACCGCUUUGUAAUUGUGCUCAUUAGGCAGACUUAAAUAUACAGUAAAUCCACAUUUGUCCAGAUUUAGUUCAUGGUGUCAAGCUCCAUCAGAACAAAUUAACACGUUUAUUUAAAAUGAAUAAAAAAAAUUCCCUUGUUGACCACUUUGAUCAAAUACCAGCGUAUUUGCUCACGUUAUCAUAAUGUAGACGUUGGACAUAAUUCAUACUGGGUUUCUUGUCGAUUUGAGACAUUAUUUUACAUAGCAACCAAUUCCAGGCCAUCCAUUUAAAAGCUUGAAAGCAACAUUUAAAAAUGCUGUUUAAGAAAGCAAAACAUUAAAACACUCCAUUUCUAAAGGGGGAAAGUUUUCACUUUUACAAAUGCUAGCAAGAUUUGAAUGUAGCCUCCCGUCAAUAAUCCCCCCCGGGGGACUCUGACCAAAGACGCCCCCCACUGAUGCAUAACAUGCACUGUAAACAAGCCGAUAGCUACGGAUACUUUGGUCACAUGACUUGUCUGUAACAGAGUUAACGGAACCCGAAAUAUUAGCGCUUAUCGGUACGAUCAAUCAAAAAUCUAAAAGAGGUGAUUAUACUUACUUGUUGAGCAGAAAUGUUUCAAAUUCCUCAUCCAUUUUGAAUCCUCACCGGCCUGAGGUCCCUUGUUCUGCUGGAUAAGACGCUAGUCUUAUGACUACUUGUUACAAAACAAGGAAUGUUUUUUUUUUUUGGUUUCU
Molecule: messenger RNA, 10471 nt
Organism: Syngnathoides biaculeatus (alligator pipefish)
Lineage: Eukaryota; Metazoa; Chordata; Actinopteri; Syngnathiformes; Syngnathidae
Gene: prkcz
Product: protein kinase C, zeta
Exons: 15
Coding region: 5865-7112 (415 amino acids)
Biological process (GO): protein phosphorylation
Molecular function (GO): ATP binding; protein binding; protein serine/threonine kinase activity
Source: RefSeq, a predicted model, not a curated record